Danio aesculapii is the source of this 2446-nucleotide messenger RNA. It is a transcript of the gene vps33a, whose product is annotated as VPS33A core subunit of CORVET and HOPS complexes. Gene Ontology annotation, cellular component: CORVET complex; lysosome. The record is from RefSeq and is a predicted model, not a curated record. Lineage: Eukaryota; Metazoa; Chordata; Actinopteri; Cypriniformes; Danionidae. The transcript has 13 exons. The coding region runs from base 16 to 1815 and encodes 599 amino acids. Gene Ontology annotation, biological process: vesicle-mediated transport; intracellular protein transport.
UGCGCUUUGGCGAAUAUGGCGUCACAUUUGUUUUGCGGUAGAGUAAACCUAAAUAUUUUGAGAGAGGCUGCACGAAAAGACCUGCGCGAGUUUUUGGAUAAAUGUUCGGGAAGCAAGGCCAUUGUUUGGGACGAGUAUCUAACUGGACCUUUCGGGUUGAUUGCUCAGUAUUCACUAUUGAAGGAACAUGAGGUGGAGAAAAUGUUCACUCUUAAAGGAGGCCGAAUACCGUCCGCCGCCGUCAAGAAUAUUGUCUUCUUUGUUCGACCGAGGUUGGAGUUAAUGGACAUCAUUGCAGAAAAUGUUUCGAGUGAGGAUAAACUGCAGCCUCGUGAGUUUCACAUUUUGUUCGUGCCUCGCCGGAGCCUCCUGUGUGAGCAGCGGCUGAAGGAGAAAGGCGUCCUGAACUCCUUCACAAACAUCGACGAGUACAUCCUCGACCUCAUCCCUUAUGAUGGAGAUCUGCUUUCCAUGGAGUCUGAGAGCUCCUUUAGAGAGUGUUAUUUAGAGAAUGAUCAGACGAGCCUCUAUCAUGCUGCCAAAGGCCUCAUGACUUUGCAAGCACUUUAUGGAACGAUACCACAGAUAUUUGGCAAAGGAGAGUGUGCACGGCACGUGGCCAACAUGAUGCUGCGGAUGAAGAGAGAGUUUGCAGGCAGUCACACUCAGAUCCUGCCCGUGUUUGACACACUUCUGCUGCUGGAUCGAAACGUGGAUUUACUCACACCGCUCGCCACGCAGCUCACAUACGAGGGUCUCAUCGAUGAGAUCUUUGGCAUCACCAAUGGUUAUGUGAAGCUCCCGCCUGAAAAGUUUGCACAGAAGAAACAGGGUGAAGGUGGAAAAGAUCUGCCCACCGAGCCCAAAAAACUGCAGCUGAACUCCGCUGAGGAGCUUUACGCUGAGAUACGCGACAAGAACUUCAAUGCUGUCGGUGCGGCUCUCAGCAAGAAGGCCAAGAUUAUUUCAGCUGCGUUUGAGGAGCGACACAACGCUAAAACUGUGGGAGAAAUUAAGCAGUUUGUUUCCCAGCUGCCUCACAUGCAGGCAGCGCGCAGCUCUCUGGCCAAUCACACCUCCAUCGCUGAACUUAUCAAAGACAUCACCACUUCAGAGGUUUUCUUUGACAGUCUGACGGUUGAGCAGGAGUUCAUGACUGGAGUCGACACAGACAAGGUCAGCACUUAUAUUGAAGACUGCAUUGCGCAGAAAGACCCGCUGAUAAAAAUCCUGCGACUGGUGUGUAUGCAGUCUGUCUGCAACAACGGACUCAAACAGAAAGUUCUGGACUACUAUAAGAGGGAGAUCCUUCAGACGUACGGAUACAAGCACAUUCUGACCCUUAAGAACUUGGAGAAGGUUGGUUUACUCAAACCUCAGAGCACCAUGAGGAACAACUACCCCACAAUCAGGAAAACACUCAAACUGUGGAUGGAGGAUGCUAACGAACAGAACCCGAAUGAUAUCUCAUACGUGUACAGCGGUUACGCUCCGCUCAGCGUUCGGCUCACUCAAGUUCUGGCGCGUCCUGGAUGGAGGAGCAUCGAGGAGGUGCUGAAGAUGCUGCCUGGGCCACACUUUGAGGAACGCCAGCAGGUUCCCACAGGCCUCCACAAGAAGCGUCAGCCUGGAGAAAACCGCACCACUUUAGUCUUCUUUCUGGGCGGCGUGACGUACGCUGAAAUCGCCGCUCUGCGCUUCCUCUCUCAUAUGGAGGACAGCGGGACCGAGUACAUCAUCGCCACCACCAAACUGAUCAACGGCACCAGCUGGGUCAAAUCUCUAAUGGAUCACCCAGAAGAAAACCAGCAGUGACGUCCAAUCCUGUUCACGUCUAUGGAAAGUUAUUAAAAAAAUGUUGAUGCAGAUCAUUUCAAUGAUCAAGCGGCCUGUUUUGAUACUAACUUAUUAAUCAGAAGACACUUGCAUUUUCUGCUACAGAUACAGUAAUGGGUCACAUUUUACAGUAAGGUUUCAUUAGUUCAUGUAUUUACUAACAUGAACUAAUAAUGAAUGAUACUUGCAUUUAUUAAUCAUAGUUCAACAUUCACUAAUGCAUUAAUAACAUCCAAUUUCAUACCUGUUACCAUUAAAGCACCGUGAGCUAACAUGAAUUGUAUUUUACUGUAAUAUAUUGUUCAUUGUUUAUGUUAGUAAAUACAUUAACUAAUGUAACCUUAUUGUAAAGUGUGAGCCAGUAAUGUAACUCCCUGUUGGAUAUUUUCCCUGUUAGCACUAUCUGUUAGCAACUUAUUUGACGAUGCAUUCCUGCUCUGUGUGAAAGCUUGAACACAUUCAUGUUUUACUCCUUUACAGUUAACUGUACGAUAUUGGUUAGGAUCGAGUUAUUUAAAGAUGAAUAACUCUGUGGUGGUUACUAACUCAAUGUUAAUCUGAACUUGUACUAUAUUCAUUCUUCUAAAGGAAAUAAAACAUUUUUAAAUAA